AUGUCCAAUCCUUAAAAGUAAAAACCAGGAAUUUUAUCCACACUCUAGCCAUUCUUAAUUGGAGGAGUUUCUGGUAUGUUUGCUACUCUUUGCAUACAGCCUAUAGACACAGUUAAAGUCAGAAUAUAAAUUCUAUCUGAAGAUGCAGGCAGAACAGGUUAAAAAGUUUCUGUAAAUCCUAUUACUGUGGCAAAAUAAACAAUAGCAAGUGAUGGAGUAGCAGGUUUAUAUAGAGGAUUAGACUCAGCAAUUAUGAGACAAGCUCUUUAUGCUACAGUAAGACUUGGUUUAUUCAGAACCAUCUCUGAUAAAAUCAAAGAAGCAAAAAAAAGAAACUUAACUAUUUUGGAGAAGGCAGGAGCUUCUUUAACAGCAGGAUUUUUCGGGUCAAUAAUAGGUAAUCCAGCUGAUUUGGCAUUAGUUAGAUUCUAAGCAGAUACACUCCUUCCUUAGGAUUAAAGAAGAAAUUACAAGCACGUUUUUGAUGCUUUAUUUAGGAUUGUUAAAGAAGAAGGUUUUUUCGCCUUAUGGAAGGGCUGCACACCAACUGUUUAUAGAGCACUCGUUAUUAAUCUUGGUAUGCUUUCAACAUUCGAUGAAGUGAAGGAGAGAUUAAACGCAUAUACAAAUACUGUUGAUACUCUUCAAACACGUGUUAUUGCUUCUGGGUGUUCGGGUAUUAUUGCUUCUUUGAUGUCACUUCCUGUAGAUAAUGCAAAGACUAAAAUAUAAAGAAUGAGGCCAGAUGAAAAUGGAAAAUUGCCAUAUUCCGGAUUUGUUGAUUGUAUGAAAAAGAGUGCUUAAAGAGAAGGUAUUUUAGGACUAUGGGUAGGCUUACCAACAUUUAUAACAAGAGUUGCUCCUCACAUUAUUUUAACACUCCUCGCUUAAGAUGCUAUUACAAUCUAUGUAAACGCUAGAAAGUAGCAUUGA
Tetrahymena thermophila SB210 is the source of this 933-nucleotide messenger RNA. Its product is annotated as 2-oxoglutarate/malate carrier protein. NCBI's taxonomy places the organism in Eukaryota, Ciliophora, Oligohymenophorea, Hymenostomatida, Tetrahymenidae. The transcript has 6 exons. Gene Ontology annotation, molecular function: oxoglutarate:malate antiporter activity. The record is from RefSeq and is a predicted model, not a curated record.